Messenger RNA from Chiloscyllium plagiosum (whitespotted bambooshark), 1599 nucleotides. The record is from RefSeq and is a predicted model, not a curated record. NCBI's taxonomy places the organism in Eukaryota, Metazoa, Chordata, Chondrichthyes, Orectolobiformes, Hemiscylliidae.
UAUAAUGGUCUCGUCACAGUACAGCGGGCCCCAUAUUUGGGAUAGAAAUGAAAACAAACAGGAAUGAUUUCUCGGGCAGUUGUUUUUGAAUUAGCAUAGGACAGGGAAAAUGGGCAGAACUACUGGCUAAUAAGUUACAACCUUUCACCCUUCCUGAUGACCUUAAAGUAGUAAAAAUUAUAGAGGUAAAGGACUUAAAACAGAUCAUUGAAAUAGAAACUGGAUACGGGGAUACAAAUGCUUGGGUUGAAUGGGUGAAAUAUACUGUGAAAAGUCUGAAUAAAAGCAAUUGCUAUGCAUGUGCCUCAGGUAGACCGGUGGCUCGCGUGGUCCCCUUUCCGCUCGGGUGGAAGCGAGACAGGGCUGGUAUAAUAUGCAUGAUAUAAUACGCCUGUAUCAGGGUGAGACGGCGUGGGGUAACCCAGGCUGUCGGUCUUUGCUGUUGUUGUUCCCUCCCCUGAAGAAGGAGGAAUUAAAAACUCCCCCUUCAUUUUUGGACGUGGUCGGGAAUCACACCUCCUGUGUACGAAGGCAGGGGUCAGACCAGUCCCGAUUUCUAGGAGACUUAAAGUCAUGCUCGGAAAUUGAAUCGGUUUCCGAGACAGAGUGGGGAGGAAACUAUUCAGCUUUAAAGAUACUCCGAGCGGAUUUGUGGUGGUACUGUGGCGGAAAGAUUCUAAGACCUACUAUGCCCUCUGACUGGCGAGGCACUUGUGCAAUUGUACAAUUGGCUAUUCCAUUCACCCUAGCAUUUGAACGAGGUGAGAUUCCUGAACUGAAGAAAAGGAGGAGGGCACGGUCAGUCUUUGCUACCUCCUUUGAUGAUGAUAUUUAUUUGGACUUGAUAGGGGUUCCCAGAUGGGUGCCUGAUGAAUUUAAGGCCCGUAACCAGAUAGCAGCUGGAUUUGAGUCUCUCUUCUGGUGGGUUACGAUUAAUAAAAAUGUCGAUUGGAUUAAUUACAUCUAUUACAACCAACAUAGAUUUAUAAAUUACACCUGAAAUGUUGUUAAAGGAAUAGCUGAACAGUUAGAUGCCACAAGCAGGAUGGCCUGGGAAAAUAGGGUGGCCUUAGAUAUGACUUUGGCAGAAAAAAGAGGAGUUUGUGUUAUGUUAGGGGGAAGUUGCUGUACCUUUAUUCCGAAUAACACAGCCCCAGACGGCUCGAUUACUCAAGCCUUACAAGGAUUGACGACCCUCUCACGUGAAUUGGCUGAAAAUUCUGGGGUGGACACUUCAAUAAUGGGGUGGUUGGAGUCUUGAUUCGGCAAAUGGAAAGGAGUUGUGGUUUCUAUUCUAACCUCCUUGACAGUGGUCGUUGGGAGUCUGGCAGCGCUGGGCUGUUGUAUUAUUCCUUGUAUUCGGAGUCUCGCACAGAGAAUGGUUGAGACUGCCUUGACCAAACAGAUGCCCCUGAAGGUUAUGCAGGGGGACGGCCUUUACUUGUUAACAACUUAUGAUGUUGAGAAUACCCCCAAAGGCAAUUCCAAAGUAGAUGACCUUUCAGGUCUGAUGCUCUCUAACCUGGAGGCCUCAUUGUCCCAGAAUCAAGAAGAUCAACAUACACUGACAAAAAAAAAGGAGGAAUUGAGAGAGAAAAA